Exaiptasia diaphana is the source of this 3272-nucleotide messenger RNA. RefSeq names its product octopamine receptor. The transcript is spliced from 2 exons. Lineage: Eukaryota; Metazoa; Cnidaria; Anthozoa; Actiniaria; Aiptasiidae. Gene Ontology annotation, cellular component: membrane. The record is from RefSeq and is a predicted model, not a curated record. Gene Ontology annotation, biological process: adenylate cyclase-activating adrenergic receptor signaling pathway. Gene Ontology annotation, molecular function: G protein-coupled receptor activity. Bases 330 to 2405 code for a protein of 691 amino acids.
ACAUCAAAAAUAGCUCAAAAACAACAAAUCAUUCCGGGUAAAACAUAGUGUUGAUUCUGGUUUUCAUUAGACAACUUACGUCACGUACAAGACAAAGGUAUUUAGGAAUAAGAUGAUGGUUUAGUACAAUAAGCUUGCGUGCUAACAACAUAUCACUUGCGUUGUGGUAAUUGAUUUGAGGUGAAAACUAAUCCAUUAAUACACGAAGGAAAGCUGUUACCCAAGCCAUCUAAAACUGUUUUCACGCUGCAUGCCAAGAGCUUGGAGGACAGCGAUACAUCAUAUAUAUAGCUAAUUUAAUCGCGGAAAAGAAACACUUCAAAUUCCAGAUGAAUACAAGUAAUUUCUCAUGUCCUGAACCUCCAGUGUUUGUAUGGUAUGAGCACCCUUUCAAUGUCAGUAUGUUUGUACUGUAUGUGUUACUUAUUGGAACCGCUCUGAUUGGCAACGCAUUAGUGUGUGCGGCUGUAGUUAUAAGUCCAAGCCUUCGUCAGAACAUUGCGAGUUAUUUCAUUGUAUCACUGGCUGUCUCAGAUAUUAUUACAGCAUGUCUUUCGUUGCCGUUUGAAUCAGAGAUGUACAUGACGUUUGGCCGAUGGUAUCACAGCGAGUUGUUGUGCACAGUUUGGCAAACUGUUCAUCUUAUGAUCGUCCCUACUUCAAUGUGGAAUCUUGUCGUACUUAGUAUAGAUCGAUAUAAAACGCUUAAGAACCCAUGGGAUCGAUUCAAAGAGUCGCCGUUCAUGACAAAAAGGCGAGCUCUAAUAGUAAUAGCCUUGGUUUGGAUUUGUUGCAUGGGCCCUGUCAUAGCAGCACAAAUGUGGUGGAAAUUCCAGGAAGGCGGAAGUCUAGUUUAUUUUUGUGAAGGCACAGAGUGCUUUGCUAAUGUCUCCAUACUCUACUUAAUGAUUAGUAAUGUGUUAAACUUCUACAUUCCUAUGUUUGCUAUGUGUGUUCUCUACUACAAAAUCUACCAGAUUGCAAGGACUCAAUACCUGACAAGACCAACAAGUGCUAUGUUGGAGCUCAAGUCAGCUGACUCUCCGGUAUCAAGACCUAAAAGCAGCAGAAAAUCUCAAGCAUUAACGAGUGAAAACAGACAUGAAAACCCUGCCAUAGAAGAACAAGGUCAUAUAAAUGUAGCUGUAGACGUCAAUAAUGGUCCAAAAUUUAAACGUUGUGGCACUAUGAUAGAGGAACUAGACGAAGACAAUGACAAAAAUACCACCUCACAAGAUAUGCGUCACGCUGUAGCAGUUGAUGAGAGACGCGCAGGUAAAGAUGAAGGUAACAAAGAUAGCAACGAUAUACAUGAACACCAUGAAACUGAAAACCACGAGUGCCCGGAAAACAGUGGGUCUAUUGACUGCGAUAAAUCAUUAGAGGACGCUCGGAUCACAGAGGGAAAUGAUGAACGAGACGGAAGUCAAAACAGCGAGGAAAAGUCCAUAGAGAAGGACAUACCUCAAAAUGAAGAGCCUCAACAGCAGGAUAAUCAGAGCCGAGUAAAACAGGAAAUUCCUUUCGUGCCCUUAUCAGAACCCGUUGUUAAUGAAGAUCACGAAAAUGAGAAAAACAGUGAUCCGGGGCAGACCCUUGGCCAGGAAGACGACUGUAAAAAAGAUGAUAUCGCUGAGGAUGGCAAUGGUGAUAAUAAUAAUGAUGAUGAUGAUGAUAACGAUGUUGACAAGAAAAUGAAAAGUGAAGCGUCAAUGGGUCCCAGACAUAAUGAUAGCACUGAGACGCACUCAAGAAGGGACGUUAGCCCUGAAAUGCAAGAAGAUACAAGCAAAAUGCCCUCGCAAGACGUGCUUGAGUUGGAUCCGGGUACCACAAGCACAAACAUCGAUUCAGUGAAUGCAGAUAACAACAGCAUGACUGACUAUGAAACACAUCAUGCUGGUCACCACGCUAGAAUUUCUUAUGAGAUGCACGACUAUCUACGAAGAAAACUUAGUGGUGAGUACAAGAUGAAAUAUGCAAGCCGUGAAUCAAUUGAGAGCACAUGCACAUUGCAAUCCAAUCUACCUGACUAUCGAAACAGCACUUUAACAAUUAACAUGCAAACUUCAAGGGAGAACAUCAACGCCUUUGGCUCGAUGGAAAACAUAACAAAGAGAAGAAAGAUUUUUGUCAAAAAUAAGAAAGCAGCGCGCACUAUCGCCAUCAUAGUUGCAGCAUUCCUUGUGUGUUGGUUGCCCAUAACAACGAUGAGCGUCGUUUUAAACUUAUGUAUCGUGACAAACUGUUUUCCAAAAAAUGAUGUUUCGACUAUUGCGAUAACCAGACGCGUUAUAACAUUUAUUGCGUACGUAAGCUGUGCAAUUAACCCCUUCGUGUAUAGUUACAGGAACCUACACUUUAGAAACUCCUAUCGUAAAAUGUUAAAAAAGUUUUGUCCUUGAAAGUCUUGCCUUCUAAAGAAGCCUCCGCCAGUAUAGAAAAACAAAUUCAGAGUUAAACAACAUAGCUCAAGAUGUGUGUAUAGUGGAGAAACUGAAUAUCCUGAAACUAAAUAGAGAGUAAAUACAUGUACGGCAUAAAUUACAGACUUAAACUGAUAUCCAUUAAGUGGUGGGUCAUUCUAAAGUUCAAAAUUGUAGGGUUUAACUUGGUAGCGUUUGUAAAUGAGCCCAACAAAUUAGUCUUACAUACAGCGAGACAUAAACUAGUCUCACUCACAGCCUGCCCUUUUGUCGAGCUUCCUGGGAGGGAUGAAAGGAGGCUGCAAAGGAGAAUUGGCACCCCACCAAACAAUAAUAGACCAUGCUGCCCUUUACGAAAAAACGGGAAAAAAGGUUUGCUUAAGGGGUUACACAUUUUCAUAAUACUCUUAGAUAUAUUAGCCAAUAAAAGUCAUGUUCUCAAGAUAGCUGGUUGCCUGAUCUUGUUUUGAUGCAUGUAAACAUUUAAAACCACAGCCUUCAACCCCAAGGGGAUACCAUAGGCAGCAUUUCUACAAUGAUAAAAGUCCCAGCUUUUUCCAUUAAUUUAGACAAUAAUUCAUCCACACCCUACAGAUUGAUGCUGUCAAAGCAGUGUCAAAUCCCAGUUAUAUGUGGUGUGAUUCUCCCCAGAGUACGGGGGUUGGGGUUUCCAUUAACUAUUCUUUUGACUGACUUUUAUAAGUAACCUGCGUAGCCAGUUGCUAGGAAUGCCUGGCUACGCAGGCUACUUAUAAGCAGAUAGGGUACAAAAAUGAAUGUUACUAUAAAACCUGCAUUGCUUCAGGGUGGUUUUUCAAAGAAAUAAAAUUUAUUGGUUUACCAGUA